Molecule: messenger RNA, 2286 nt
Organism: Mytilus trossulus (common blue mussel)
Lineage: Eukaryota; Metazoa; Mollusca; Bivalvia; Mytilida; Mytilidae
Product: GATA zinc finger domain-containing protein 14-like
Exons: 5
Coding region: 220-1293 (357 amino acids)
Source: RefSeq, a predicted model, not a curated record
AUAUGAUACCAAAUAUGUUUUAAAUACACCUACUUCUUUCAUGUGUUUUCAUGUUAUAUUUCAAAAUAUUGCUGAAUAUACUUUAAAAAUAUACAAAAGCAGGUUAACGUGUGGGAGGCGCUUUCCUUAUUGGUUCUCUCGUUCUUUUACCAAACUAUAAAACAGGCAUACAUUUGGAAAUCUGUAUACUGCAACUGAAGUUAAAGAAAACUAGUGACAAUGAAGGCUGUAGUAAUACUCAUCUGUCUGUUCAUGACAGUAUGUGGAAUGGGUAUUCAAAAGAGAGAUGCCGAUCUUGGAGAAAUAAAUAGUGACAAUGAUGAUUUAGCCAUUGAUUCCCUAAUGAAUUAUCUCAGGAAAAGGUGGAGCAUAGGCAGUGGCAACAAAGGAAAUAAUAACCAAGCAAACAACAACAACAACAUUGGUAAUUCGCAUGAAGAAAAUAAUAAAAAUACACAUGUAGCCGGGAUAGGAAAUAUUGGUGACUUUGGAAAGAAACGUGGCUGGUCAAAUGAGGAUAAAAGAUGGAGUAUAGGAAGUGGCAACAAAGGAGAUGGUAAUCAAGCAAACAACAACAAAAACAUCGGUAAUUCUCAUGUAGAAAAUAAUAAAAAUACACAUGUAGCGGGAAUAGGCAAUAUGGGAGAUUUUGGAAAAAAACGUAGCUGGUCAAAUGAGGAUAAAAGAUGGGAUAUAGGCAGUGCCAACACAGGACAUGGUAAUCAAGCAAACAACAACAACAACAUCGGUAAUUCAUAUGAAGAAAAUAAUAAAAAUACACAUGUAGCGGGGAUAGGAAAUAUCGGAGACUUUGGAAAAAAACGUAGCUGGUCAAAUGAGGAUAAAAGAUGGGAUAUAGGCAGUGGCAACACAGGUAAUGGGAAUCAAGCAAACAACAACCAAAACAUCGGUAAUUCGUAUGAAGAAAAUAAUAAAAAUACACAUGUAGCAGGGAUAGGAAAUAUCGGAGACUUUGGAAGGAAACGUGACUGGAAUAUUGGAAGUGGAAAUACAGGCAAUCAUAAUUCUGCAAAUGGCAAUAGUAACAUCGGCAAUAGCGAGAAGUAUGAUGACAAGAAUACAAAUGUAUAUGGCGUCGGAAAUAUCGGAGACUUUGGAAGAAAACGUGACUGGUCUUAUGAAGGUAAACGAUGGAGUAUAGGAAGUGGCAACAAAGGGAAUGGUAAUACUGCAAAUGACAACAGCAACAUUGGUAAUUCGUAUGAAGAGAAUAAUAAAGAUACAAAUGUUAUAGGAGCUGGAAAUUUCGGAAACUUUGAUGGGAAACGAUAAAUAAGGGUAAGAAGAGAAGAAAGGACAUUAACACAAGUCACCUUUUGUUUUGCGUGAGAUGUGAAUAUAUCAUAUAUUACUAAACAAUUUGCAUGUACACCACGUUCAUUAUAUGUAGAUACUCUAACAGAAAUAUUUUAGAUUUAUGUUUUAUAUUAUAACGUAUAUUUUUAGUAAAUAAAGUGUUAGUUUUUCCCGAAUCGAUUUGUCUUCAUAAAGAACACUAUCUUUUUCAAUGAUUUUACGGUAUUUCAUUGUGUCCACUUUUUAUUCAACAGUAGUAAUUUCCCUACUCAAUAAGAUAUAGAGCAUAACGUGUGUAAUACGAUUGAGAUGUCAGAUAUGGCUAUGAAAUAUUUUUAUAAAAGGUAACCCAAGAAAAGAGCAACUGCAAUCCAUUUUAAAGUAAAAUGACAGUUUUAAAUCUGUAAAUGUUUUCGUUCUUACGAUAAAUCUUUAAUAUUUGUUAAUUCUACGGAUACUUGAGUUUAUUUUAUUACACAGAUCAAUCAUGUGAGUAAAAUGUCAAAUGUGUGCGCAAUUUCAUGUACAUCAAUAGUAAUUGCUUCUCGAUUAGAAAUCAAUACACACUUGUCAAUUUUGAAAUUAAAAGUUUUUUAUGAAAUAAAAGAAAAAGUUGUUCUCAAUUGUGUAUUUAUUAAAAAAAAAGAUAUUGCCCAUCCAAAGCCAAUAUUAUUUUCCUUUGUCUCUUUCCUUUAAAAUGUUAAUUGCAUUAUGGAAUGAUAAGAUGAUUGUUUUUUAUUUCUUGAAACUACAGGCAAAAUGUUGAAAAUUAAAGGAGAAUUGGAACAUAACGUUUUAUAAUUUUCAUUGGCCUAAAACCUAAAACAAAGAGUGAGAAUAGACCAAAUGACUAAACACAAAUUUUCGUUACAUGUACUAUGACAUUUAAAUAAUAGUCAAAUGAACUAAUCUGAGAAAGAUACACUAAUACAUUACACUGUUUGAAUAGUUUUGUUUGCAUAAGAUAUA